Molecule: messenger RNA, 390 nt
Organism: Aspergillus affinis
Lineage: Eukaryota; Fungi; Ascomycota; Eurotiomycetes; Eurotiales; Aspergillaceae
Product: tryptophanyl-tRNA synthetase
Exons: 1
Biological process (GO): tryptophanyl-tRNA aminoacylation
Cellular component (GO): cytoplasm
Molecular function (GO): tryptophan-tRNA ligase activity
Source: RefSeq, a predicted model, not a curated record
ACCAAGAUCAACAAAUACGCCUUCAGCGGCGGUCAAGUCAGCGUCGAAGACCACCGCCGUCUCGGCGGAAACCCCGACGUCGACGUCUCCUACGUCUACCUGACCUACUUCGAAGAAGACGACGCUAAGCUCGAGGAGAUCUACAAGUCCUACAAGAGCGGCGAGCUGCUCACCGGUGAACUGAAGAAGAUGGCUAUCGAAACCCUGCAGAAGAACGUGCUGGAGUUCCAGGAGAAGCGCAAGCUAUCCACGGACGAGGUCUUGAACGAGUUCAUGCGCCCCAGGAAGCUGGAGUGGAAGGGCAACCCGAACCCCAUCCCUAAACCUCCUCCUAAGGAGACAACUAAGGGUUCGAAGAAGGAGAAGGACGCCAAGAAGGAGUCUAAAUAG